AUGGCUGACAUGGUUCCUGCUAACGACGAGGGCGCGGCUCCCAACUGCCCCUUUCCUGCCACCAGUGGCCUGCUCUCGGCUGCCAAGAAGAAGGCAGGUUAUAGGGCACAGAAGAAGAAAGGCACGGUGGCCGCCACCAAGGAGCGCCAGGCGACCAAGCUGGGCGCCGUGAAGACCACCUCGGCCGCCGGCUCCCGCCCUCGUCAGCCGCCCGACACCUUGCGUUGCAAAGGUUCCGCCGGCAGCUCUGCUUCCGCUCUCCGCUCGAAUCAGGAGGGGGAAGGCGAGCAGAGAGAGGUCGAGAAGCAGAGCAAAAAGGUGGUUCGGAAGAGAGCUGCAGCCGCAAAGCCCACUGCCCGGAAAAGAGCCGCAGCAGCCGAGCCCAGUGCCCGGAAAAGAGCCGCAGCAGCCGAGCCCAGUGCCCGGAAAAGAGCCGCAGUAGCCGAGCCCGCUGCCCGGAAAAGAGCCGCAGCAACCAAGCCCGCUGCCCGGAAAAGAGCCGCAGCAACCAAGCCAGCUGCCCGGAAAAGAGCCGCAGCAACCAAGCCAGCUGCCCGGAAAAGAGCCGUAGCAACCAAGCCCACUGCCCGGAAGCCGGCGGCCAAAAGCCCUCGCAAGUGCACGACCGCCAUGGCCAAAAAAGCGCCCAAGCGGCCCGCUGUUUACAGGGCAGCCAGGCCGUCAAACAGAUAG
Molecule: messenger RNA, 693 nt
Organism: Mobula hypostoma (lesser devil ray)
Lineage: Eukaryota; Metazoa; Chordata; Chondrichthyes; Myliobatiformes; Myliobatidae
Product: histone H1E-like
Exons: 1
Coding region: 1-693 (230 amino acids)
Source: RefSeq, a predicted model, not a curated record